Molecule: messenger RNA, 1104 nt
Organism: Epithele typhae
Lineage: Eukaryota; Fungi; Basidiomycota; Agaricomycetes; Polyporales; Epitheliaceae
Exons: 6
Coding region: 1-1104 (367 amino acids)
Source: RefSeq, a predicted model, not a curated record
AUGUCUGACAACUCGACCAACUCGACAGACCCCAGCCUCGCCGACAUCCUCCCCCCCUACCUCAACCUCCCUCCCCACCUCUCCGCCCACAAGUACUUCUUCGUCUGCACCCUCACCGUCGCCGCAUGGGACACCCUCGUCCUCUCCCCGCGCACAUGGCGUCUGCUCCGCACCAAGGAGUGGCCACCACUCAAGAUCCUCUUCCACUUCCUCCGCGUCUUCAUGCCCCUUGAGUUCAUCAUCGUCGGCGUCGCCUUCUUCGACAUCAACUGGACGCAAGUCCAAUGCUCCCACUUCUUCCUCUUCGAGCCCAUCUGUACCGCCAUCCUCCUCGCCGCCUGCUCCAUCGUCCAUGUCAUCCGCAUCCACGCCAUCUACGAGAAGAGCCGGACCGUUCUCUAUGGCAUGGGCGCCCUCUUCGCCCUCCAGGUCGUCAUCACCGCCAUCUGCUGUGGCUUCUAUCGCUCAACGCCUCUCCUCGAAGGUCAGGGAUGCAUCGCCGAGCCCAAGGAGGGCUGGGUGGGCAUCUACUGGGUGUCCGCGACGCUGCUCUACACCGCUUCCCUCGCGCUCGCGCUCAACCGAUCGCUCCAGUCGCUCCAGAUCAAGCAGCUCUCCUACUGGAAGCUCAUGCUCCGUGACGGCCUCAACCUCUACGGCGCCGUCUGGGUCGUCAACAUGGUCAACAUGCUCUUCUGGUUCAUCAUCAAGCCCACCGGCACCGACGACCCCGUGCGCACGAUCGUGACCUCGAUGACCGCCGUCCUGACCGCGUCCAUGUCGAUGCGCAUCAUCCUCGCCGUCCGCGGCUCGCUCGUCUCGGGCGGCUCCUUCGCCGUCUCCUCGCACUCGCACCCCUCGCGCUCGGGCAACACCACCCACGUCCUCUCGGGCAACCGCCCGGCGGUGAACCCGGUGCUCUCCGUCGGCGGCGGGCGCGGGAACGAGGGCACGUUCUCCGUCCCGCUCGGCGACCCCACCGCGGGCGACAAGGGCGCGGAGUGGAACGACGGCAAGAGCUCCGUCGGCGGCCGCGACCACAAGGCGGAGAUCUUCCCGAUCGACACCAACACCCAGAACGACUUCCCCGCGGAGAAGCGGUGA